Molecule: messenger RNA, 1161 nt
Organism: Penicillium canariense
Lineage: Eukaryota; Fungi; Ascomycota; Eurotiomycetes; Eurotiales; Aspergillaceae
Exons: 2
Coding region: 1-1161 (386 amino acids)
Source: RefSeq, a predicted model, not a curated record
AUGUCAAUUAUUUUCGAAUCACCAUCGGCUCAGCACGACUUUUCCAGAGGGCCACACUGGUACCAUGAAAGCCCGUUUCUGCCGCUUGGCGGAAAUGAAGAGAAGAAAGCCGGUGCCUCAUCCCUGAAGGACACGGCAACCCGAUGCCUCUUUAUGGACCAAUCAGCAGUAAAGCCCGAGCUAUUUGAAAAUAUUCCUUGGAUGAUUGCGAGAGAGCUCUGGGAAUAUUUGUCCCGAAGGGAUAAAAACACGCUGUACAUGUGGAAGAUCUUUACGGCGAGAUACCCACAGGACUUUCCCCGGCUUAGCCCGUUCUAUUCCCUGAAGACCGACUUUCCCAAAAGCCCCCUAAAGGGGUACUUGGAUAUCAUGAAAUGCGAUGCAUGCCACUGGCGCGCCGUCUUGUCUCUUUCUACCGUCCAUGCCACCGUGACUGACCUCGUUGAUAUCAGCAACCAGAAAAACUUGGUGGCCCUCGAAAUCAACAGAAAUAUGCGGGCUCCGAAGAUAUCUUCCGACAUGGGCAUUGAAAAUGGGGCAGAAUUGGAAGAUGGAAUUGUGCGCAGUUGGCUCGAAGUUGCACAGGCUACAGGAACAUUACAGAACCUACAAGUUCUGAGAAUCCAUGAGCAGCACAACCUUACGCAUCAGGUUUUCUGGAUGCUGGAGCAACUACCACGCCUAAAGCUUGUCGUUGUGUAUUGCUGUCGCAAGUUUACGCAAGAGUUUGGUCAGCCCACGGCCAGGACCAAACAUGGAGUUCAAGUGGCAGGAUGGAAUGCUCAAAGACUCGAUUGGAUCUCAGAUGGUCCGCAAAAAGGAGACGCAUUGAAACGACUGGGAUCACUUUUAGAUGUCUACAAGGAUGUCCUGACUUCUGAAGACAUUGAUUCGAAGUCAACGCCCCCCAUAUUAGGUUCAGCCAUCCCAAUUAUGGAGUUUGAUCUCAGCGGUCUUGAUUGCGAUGACACUGGUACAAUGGAGAGGCGAGCACGAUACGCAGCAGAGUCUAUCUUCUUCUUUACUCGGGCACCUCAACGGAAUGCCACAAAAAGAGCACAGCCAGAGGAACACCAGCCUCGGAGUGGUAGCAAGCGGAUACUGAAGGAACGAGGGAGGAGGGAUAUGGGAGAUGUACUGGGUGAUUUACUCGGAAUGUGA